UUGAGACAGGAAGAAAUAAUACUCCGUUUAUUUGUUCGAUGGGUUUGUCGUUUCAUACAUGACAGCUUGUUUUUUCUUUUUGGUUAACUACCGGUAAUUGUGACUGAUGUGUGCUUCCAAGAGCUUAGCAUGAAUAGUCAUUUUUAUACUCCUGGCGAACUUGUGUUCUCUCCAGCUCACUUUCUUUCUAGCUAGUGUUAAUUCGUUUCAGCAUCAAGUGCUCGAUCUGCCUUGGUGUUUGUCCUCUGAAAGGUUCUAAAAUCAGGUCACUUGGUGUCUAAUUUACAUUGCAUUGAACAACACUAACAAUUAGAUCCUGUUGUUUUAACCAUGAUCAGAACAACAUGUUCUACAAAAGAAGAUUUUGCAGUGCAAGUGACUCCACCAAUUUCCAAAACUAUAACUUGUCAUAAGAUGAAGCGCUUUGAUAGCAUUUUAGAGGAUGUAGAUCUUAUUCAUCAUCAGCUUGAUCCAACCCGUUGUCGCUCUUUAAACGCUGUAGCCACUGGAACUAAAGCUGCUGCUGAAAAGCAGACUGACACUAGCAUUUCCAUUAGUAUGCCGCCCACUCCUUCAGCAAAAGGAGUUGGCUUCAAUGAUAUUUUUUCUCAGACAUCAACGCCUAGAGGUACUACCACACUGAAUAAGCGAAUAUGGUCUUAUUCUCAGACAUCAAUGCCUAGAGUUUCAGUGUUUCCAGAGUCUCCAAAACUUCCCAGCACUCAAUUGAGGAAUCCUAGAAAUAAUACUAAUAAGCUAAAGGAUACAAGAUUUGACUCUUUUAAAACAUGGUCUGGUAGACUGGAGAGACAAUUAUCAGUUUUGCGCGGAAAGGAACAAGAGCCUAUUUCUCCACCUAGUCCUUCUAUAGAAACUAUUCCUGUCAAUCGAUAUUUUGAUGCCUUGGAAGGACCUGAAUUGGAUAGUUUAAAGGCUUCUGAGGAAAUCAUUCUUCCAGAAGACAGAAAAUGGCCAUUUCUUCUUCGUUUCCCUAUUUCUUCCUUUGGUAUCUGUCUAGGUGUUAGUAGUCAAGCUAUAAUGUGGAAGAAACUGGCUACUUCUGCCUCGACAAAAUUCCUGCACAUAAGCUUGAAAGCAAAUCUUGGCCUGUGGUGCAUAUCUGCUGCACUUAUGGUCAUUAUCUCUUUCAUCUAUGCUUUAAAGAUCAUUUUCUACUUUGAAGCUGUUCGUCGGGAGUAUUACCAUCCAGUACGUGUCAACUUUUUCUUUGCUCCCUGGAUAUCACUUCUGUUCUUAGCACUUGGAGUUCCAACAUCAAUUGCUCAAAACUUGCACACAUCUUUAUGGUACAUUCUCAUGACCCCGAUCUUUUGUCUAGAGGUAAAGCUCUAUGGACAAUGGAUGUCUGGAGGACAACGAAGACUCUCAAAAGUAGCGAAUCCCUCGAAUCAUCUCUCAAUUGUUGGGAAUUUUGUUGGUGCAUUGCUUGGUGCAUCCAUGGGACUAACAGAAGGGCCAAUAUUCUUCUUUGCUGUUGGUUUGGCUCAUUACAUAGUCAUGUUUGUUACACUCUACCAGAGACUUCCAACAAACGAUACACUGCCAAAAGAACUUCACCCCGUCUUCUUUCUGUUUGUUGCUGCACCUAGUGUUGCUUCAAUUGCAUGGGCAACGAUCCAAGGCUCUUUUGAUCAAGGAUCUCGGAUUGCUUAUUUCAUUGCGCUGUUCCUCUAUUUUUCACUGGCAGUUCGCAUUAACUUCUUUCGAGGGUUCAAGUUUUCAUUGGCUUGGUGGGCCUACACAUUCCCUAUGACAGGAGCUGCUAUUGCCACCAUCAGAUACUCACUUGUAGUUACCAACCUGGUGACAAAGUGCCUAGCUAUCAUUCUCUGUGGUCUUUCUACACUAACUGUAACAACACUACUUGUGACAACCAUCAUUCAUGCUUUCUUUCUGGGAGACUUAUUUCCCAACGACAUUUCCAUUGCAAUCAACAAAAGACCAAAAAUAACUCAGAAAUGGUAUCUUGGUAACUCAGAUAGCAAAAAUAUUGAUCAAUACCUUAAGUAUGUAGAUUCGUUUCAAGCCAAAGAUACUGAAUCUUCUCUCACAUAUCAAAACUCAAGUAGCUAGAGGCCCGCACCUUAAGUCAAAAAACUGUUAUUCUUUCUAGCAUCUCUUGUAAAACCCUAAGUCUUAAGCAAGUGAUGAGCACCAAAUUUUGGGCUGCUCCUAUGAACUUGAUGAUAUUGAGGGGAGCUUUUGAAAGUUCUUAUAAAGAGAAGAAAGGUACAAACACUAUGAGAGAUGUAAAUUAUGUAAGUAUUUUUCUGUGUAAAAUUCAAGAAACAAGUGUUCCUACCUAUAUAUCUAUUUAAAGAUUGUAUUUAGGGGAGGUGAUGUGACACUUUUAAGGUUCAGGAAAUAUAUUUAUGUUUGGGUUUUU
Molecule: messenger RNA, 2407 nt
Organism: Capsicum annuum
Lineage: Eukaryota; Viridiplantae; Streptophyta; Magnoliopsida; Solanales; Solanaceae
Product: S-type anion channel SLAH3
Exons: 6
Coding region: 331-2094 (587 amino acids)
Biological process (GO): transmembrane transport; intracellular monoatomic ion homeostasis
Cellular component (GO): membrane
Molecular function (GO): voltage-gated monoatomic anion channel activity
Source: RefSeq, a predicted model, not a curated record